AUGACCCCCAUCAAGAACGUGUGUCUCGUCGGCGCAAACGGCACCGUCGGCUCCGUCAUCGUCAAGGCCCUCGUCGACGCCGGCACCUUCCGCGUCUCUGUCCUCCGCCGGGCCAACUCCUCAUCCCCAGUCCCCGCCGGCGUCAGCGAGGUGGCCGUGUCCCCCGCCCUGAACCUCGACGAGCUCACCCAAGCUCUCGCCGGCCAGGAUGCGGUCAUAGCGUCGUUCCCUCUUCACGACGUCUCCCAGCACAUGCGACUCGCGGAGGCCGCCUACGCGGCCGACGUUGCCCGCUACAUUCCCGCCGACUUUGGCUCCUGCGACGCCGCCGCCCCCCAGCCCCAGCACCACCUGCAGCUCUACCGGGACAAGACAGCCGUGCGGGCCAGGUGCGAGGCGCUUGCCGACGCGGCCGGCCCGGCCGGCAAGCCCUUCACAUGGACGUCCAUCGUCUGCGGCCACUUUUUCGACUUUGGCCUGCGCAGCGGCCUGCUGCAUUUCGACCUCGACAAGCAGAGGGCGCAGAUGCUGGACGGCGGCGGCAUCAGGGCGUCGGCGAGCACGCUGGGCCGCGUGGCAGAGGCCGUGGUUCGCGUUCUGCAGCGCCCGCGGGUGACGGCCAACCGGGCCGUCUACGUGCAGAGCUUUUGCGCGACGCAGCUAGAGGUGCUGGCGUCGCUGGAGCGCGCCACGGCGACGAAGUGGCACACCGAGCAAUUGGACUCCAACGCCUACCUGGAGCGCGAGAGCAGAAAGGUGGCCUCGGGCGAUCGCAGGGCCGUCGAAGAGGUUGUGUUUGUUCUGGGGACUGUCGACGCCGACUGGACCCGGAAGGAAGGGUUUGCAAUGGAGCUGCUGGGGUUGGAGGAUGAGAAUCUGGACGAGGUGGUUGCCAGGGUCGUGGCAGAGCACAAGGCGAGACGGCAGGCCUGA
This is a messenger RNA of Ustilaginoidea virens, 933 nucleotides long. RefSeq lists its product as uncharacterized. The record is from RefSeq and is a predicted model, not a curated record. Bases 1 to 933 code for a protein of 310 amino acids. The transcript has a single exon. NCBI's taxonomy places the organism in Eukaryota, Fungi, Ascomycota, Sordariomycetes, Hypocreales, Clavicipitaceae.